AUGGACAAGUCCGACGUCUCCCAUGUCGAGAUUGCCCAUGACGUGUCGCUGUCUGGACAUCCAGGAGAUGGACAAGUUGAGCUCCUGCGUGGAGGUGAAGUGGUGCUGAUCCCAACACCAUCGGCCGACCCUAGAGAUCCUUUGAACUUGCCUGCCUGGCGUAAAUGGGUCUUACUCGUCCUCGUCUCCGCCUAUAGUUGCACAGCUGUCGUCCUUGCCUCUGGAAUGGGAUCGAUCUUCACCGCCGUCGAAGCGUCCUACCCAGGACAAGAAGCCCGCGCCAACGACCUCAUGACCUAUCCGACACUGUUCAUGGGUAUUGGAAACCUGAUUUCUAUGCCCUGGGCCUUUACCUGUGGCCGUCGACCCGUUUUCCUCGCGUCGAUGCUCCUGCUCAUCGGGGCUGGCAUUUGGUGUCAAUGCUCGCAAAGCUUGGGAAGUCAUAUCGCUGGCCGGAAUAUCAUGGCUCUUGCUGCCGGUCAAAGUGAAGCGUUGAGCCCAAUGAUCGUCCAGGAGAUCCACUUCCUGCACGAGCGUGGUCGAAAGGUUGCCUGGUUCAUCUUCAUCCAGAACAUUACUUGCGGUGUAUUCUUCGUCGUUUCCACCUACAUGGUCAGUGCUUGGGGAUGGAGAUGGUGGUACGGCUUCUUCACAAUCAUGAACUCGGUGAUCUUCGUCUUUUCAGUGAUCUUCGUCUCCGAGUCUUACUGGGAGCGAUCAGACGCGGCCAUGCGUGGGGAGUCGCUGCCCGAAUCCAAGAUCGCGGGCGCGCCCGGUACCGAGGAAGGCGAGCAGUACGCUCCCCGUCGCUGGGCUGAUGAUAUCAAACCCAUGGCUGUGAAGAACCCCCGUCUGCGUGAUAUCCCGACUUUCUACAAGCAAAUACUGCAGGGCUUUUGUAUCCCAACCAUCUUUUGGCUUCUGUUGCUGAACGGUGCCCACCUCGGUGUUUACGUCUUCCAGGCCUCCACCUUCGCAUCCAUCCUGAUGAGUCCUCCGUAUUCAUUUGCCUUCCAGGCUCUGGGCUACGUUCAAGCUGGACAGUUAGUUGACUGUCUCAUCUUCUUGCCGCUUCUGGGCUACGGAAGCGACCUCGUGAUUAAAUACUUUAGUCAUCGCAAUGGAGGCCUCUACAAGCCCGAAUACCGUCUGCCCGUCAUCGCCAUCCCCGCCAUUGUCGGCGUCGUCUGUGGAAUCAUUUACGGAGAGGCUGCUGCGAACCCGGAGAAAUGGAGCUCGGCAGCAAUCGUCGUUAGCUACAAUGCUAGUUACUUUGCGUUCUUGGGCGCAAAUAUCGUUGGCAUUACCUACGCCGUGGAUAGUUUCCCAACCCGCGCUGCACCCUUAUUGGUUGUUGUUUGUGCGGGACGAGGUUUCAUUUCCUUCGGCCUGAGCUAUGCUACGUUGCCUGCUAUUUCUACCCUUGGGUACGAUGGUAGCAUGAUUGUUGAGAUGGUCAUUUGUGGUGUAUUGGCGCUUCUCGCUAUCCCGGUGUUCUUCUUGGGCCCUCGUAUCAGACGAUUUGCUCAGAAGUGGUGCAGUGAUGAUGACAAGGUGAACUGAGGAAUGAACUGAGU
This is a messenger RNA of Penicillium brasilianum, 1577 nucleotides long. NCBI's taxonomy places the organism in Eukaryota, Fungi, Ascomycota, Eurotiomycetes, Eurotiales, Aspergillaceae. The record is from the annotation of a GenBank genome assembly.